UUUCUUGAGCCCUUUCUCUGCUGCAGGGCUGUCUUCACGACGUUUUACGACAGUGCCGUGCGCGAGUACGCCGUCGUUACCGAGUGAAGUGCGUCUCUUUGGAGCAGAUACCGGCUGAGGGAAACGCAGCAACAAGAGAAAGGAAUACAUUUCGGGCUCGUUUUCCACCUGGACUACCACCGAGCACGGCGCAUCCCCUCCGGUACGAACAAUUCAACCCGAAAACUCGAUGUGGAAGCUGGGCUGAGGGAAGAAAGGGCCACGCUGGGGACGGCAACUAGCUGAAUUACCAAACCGAGCUCGUUGGAGUAGCCUAGUUGCCUCCCAAGCGACGCUUUAAAAAAGGAAGGAGCGGACACAUUUUGCCCGAACAGAGGUGAAAAUGGACUAUGAUUUUAAGGUGAAGCUGACCGGCGAAAGAGAGCGUGUCGAGGACCUGUUUGAGUACGAAGGAUGCAAAGUGGGAAGAGGCACCUACGGUCAUGUAUACAAGGCGAAGAGAAAAGAUGGGAAGGAUGAUAAGGACUACGCCCUCAAGCAGAUUGAAGGCACUGGCAUCUCCAUGUCAGCCUGCAGAGAGAUUGCACUGCUGCGGGAGCUGAAGCACCCCAAUGUCAUCUCGCUGCAGAAGGUUUUCCUGUCACAUGCAGACCGUAAAGUUUGGCUGCUCUUCGACUACGCUGAACAUGAUCUCUGGCACAUUAUUAAGUUCCACAGAGCGUCCAAGGCCAACAAGAAGCCACUUCAGCUGCCGAGAGGAAUGGUCAAGUCUCUGCUCUACCAGAUCCUGGAUGGCAUCCAUUACCUCCACGCCAACUGGGUCCUCCACAGAGACCUUAAACCAGCCAACAUUUUAGUGAUGGGGGAAGGGCCGGAGAGGGGUAGAGUAAAGAUUGCGGACAUGGGGUUUGCCCGUCUCUUCAAUUCACCGCUGAAGCCUUUAGCCGAUCUCGACCCUGUGGUGGUCACCUUCUGGUACAGAGCACCUGAACUACUGCUGGGGGCUCGGCACUACACCAAAGCCAUCGACAUCUGGGCGAUUGGCUGCAUCUUUGCAGAGCUGCUGACGUCUGAGCCCAUAUUCCACUGUCGCCAGGAGGAUAUCAAGACCAGUAACCCUUACCACCACGACCAACUGGACCGCAUCUUUAACGUCAUGGGUUUCCCUGCUGAUAAAGACUGGGAGGACAUCAAAAAGAUGCCAGAACACUCCACGCUGAUGAAAGACUUUAGAAGGAACACAUACACAAACUGCAGCCUUAUAAAGUACAUGGAAAAACAUAAAGUCAAACCAGACAGCAAAGCAUUCCACUUGCUGCAGAAGCUGCUGACCAUGGACCCCAUCCGUAGAAUCACAUCUGAGCAGGCCAUGCAGGACCCCUACUUUUUGGAAGAGCCCCUGCCCACCUCUGAUGUGUUUGCAGGCUGCCAAAUCCCCUACCCCAAGAGGGAGUUCCUGACAGAGGAGGAGCCGGAGGACAAGGCAGACAAAAAAAACCAGCAGCAGCAACAGGGAAACAACCACACAAAUGGGGCGGGGCACACCGGCAACCCUGACAACAGCCACGCCCAGGGCCCGCCUCUGAAGAAAGUGCGAGUUGUCCCGCCCACCACUACCUCAGGUGGCCUCAUCAUGACCUCAGACUACCAGCGCUCCAAUCCACAUGCUGCCUACCAGAACCCUGGACCAAGCACAUCACUGCCCCAAAGCAGCAUGGGAUACUCCUCUACCUCCCAACAGCCGCCCCAGUACUCCCACCAGACCCACCGCUACUGAGACACCCCUCACACACACAUACACAUACGUGCAUACACUUACACACACACACACACACACACACACACACAUACAUAUAUAUAUAUAUAUAUAUAUAUAUAUAUAUAUAUAUAUAUAUAUAUAUAUAUAUAUAUAUAUAUAUAUAUAUAUAAACACGCAUACACAGCCCUCACCAUGCCCACCUGAACGAAUGUACUGAGGGAUGUGGGGAUGUCCAAGGCAACAACCCACCCCACCCCACAGAGGGCACUUUUCUUCUGCAGCAGUCUGUUAGGUCAGAGUGACAACAGUCUACACUUCUUCAAGAUAACACACCCAUAACCCCAGUAUUAGAAACACACCUAUAGAGCAAACGCUGACAGGUGAAACACAAGGCGGGAGGAUGAGGAGAACGGAUUCUACGCUCGAAUCCAACCUGUUUCUGUUACUCAAACCAGCCAAGAGAAGAUGGCUCGGUUUGGGGGACACGUGUUAAUCUACUGUGUCAUCUCCUCCCCUCUUCUUCUACACCUGUCUCCACACCCCCAACUACACCUCCACCCCUGCCAGUUACCCCCAUUCCUGUUGAAGCUUGGAUGAGACUGAAAGCUGCUAUGUGACUGCCAGCGGUGACAGAUACCCUGUCCGACUGUCCUCCUGUCUGUCUGUCUGUCUGUCUGUCUGUCCGUUUAUUUUGUGUGUGUGUGGCCCUCCGAGGGCCUCAGCUGAGGACUGAACUGAGCUGCUGUGAAGCAUGCUGGGAGGAUGUGGAGCCCCCACAGCUGUGGCGUUGAGGGUUUUUCUUUCUUUUUUUUGUUCAGAAAGGACAAAAAAAGAUGACAAAAAAGAUUUUAGUAGUUUAUAAUUUAAUCUGUUUUCAUGGUUUUGUUUUCAUGGCGAGUAUGGCGGAGUGCUGUGGGCAAGCCUUACAACGUGAUGACAAAACCAACCAAUCGCAUGGAGGACGGCAGAUGGAACAUGCAUUGUACUGUAUUGUAUUGAAAUAUUUUACAUGAAGCAAGUACCCUGACAAUAAAAGUGGAAACAUU
Epinephelus fuscoguttatus (brown-marbled grouper) is the source of this 2805-nucleotide messenger RNA. It is a transcript of the gene cdk8, whose product is annotated as cyclin-dependent kinase 8. Gene Ontology annotation, cellular component: nucleus; mediator complex. The record is from RefSeq and is a predicted model, not a curated record. The transcript is spliced from 13 exons. Gene Ontology annotation, biological process: protein phosphorylation. NCBI's taxonomy places the organism in Eukaryota, Metazoa, Chordata, Actinopteri, Perciformes, Serranidae. The coding region runs from base 383 to 1777 and encodes 464 amino acids. Gene Ontology annotation, molecular function: ATP binding; RNA polymerase II CTD heptapeptide repeat kinase activity; cyclin-dependent protein serine/threonine kinase activity.